Molecule: messenger RNA, 1686 nt
Organism: Rhodamnia argentea
Lineage: Eukaryota; Viridiplantae; Streptophyta; Magnoliopsida; Myrtales; Myrtaceae
Product: actin-related protein 7
Exons: 7
Coding region: 310-1398 (362 amino acids)
Biological process (GO): anatomical structure morphogenesis
Cellular component (GO): nucleus
Source: RefSeq, a predicted model, not a curated record
UCCUUCCUUUCCACUCAAUUCCGUCAAACCAAACAUAUAAAUUGGAAAACGGGGAAAAAGAUCCUUUUUCCUCAAUUUGCCAUUGCAGUUGCAGACAUUCAAAACCGUCAGCCCGCUCGGUAAGUCUUGAAGCAGGGGGGGCUGGGGAGAGUGAAGUGGUACUCCAGAGUGCGAGUGGAAAGGUUACCAUUCAGCAGAGUUUGCUGUGCCCGGGAGGCGGAGCUGAAGCUGAGCUCUUUCUAAACCCUUAAGAGUAGGAAUCCUGAAGGACAGGGUGCUAGGGUUUUUCGUGAUUUUUGGGGGCGAUUCAUGGAGGCUGUUGUCGUCGAUGCUGGCUCCAAGCUCCUCAAAGCGGGACCCGCGGUCCCUGACCAGGCUCCUUCUAUGAUCAUCCCUACACAAAUGAAGCGGAUGCCUGAAGAUGGAUCAUUGCCUGAAAACUCAUUGGGUGAGGAUAUUGUUGUUGAUCCUGUAGUGCGUGGAUAUAUUCGAGAUUGGGAUGCGAUGGAAGAUCUGCUCCACCAUGUUCUAUACACUGGCCUAGGAUGGGAAAUGGGCAAUGAAGGACAAAUACUAUUCACAGAUCCGCUUUGCACCCCCAAGGCUGUGAGGGAGCAGUUGGUGCAACUGAUGUUUGAAACAUUUAACAUCUCUGGCUUUUACGCGUCAGAACAAGCAGUGUUAUCUCUUUAUGCUGUAGGACGCAUUUCUGGAUGCACUGUUGAUAUUGGUCAUGGGAAGAUAGAUAUUGCUCCAGUCAUUGAAGGUGCAGUUCAGCAUAUUGCGUCUAGAAGAUUAGAGAUUGGGGGUGUUGAUUUAACAAAGCUACUUGCACAGGAACUAAGUAAAUCUAAUCCAGGAGUCAACCUCAACCUUUCAGAUGUGGAGAAAUUGAAAGAAAAGUUCUCGUGUUGUGCUGAAGAUGAAGUUGCUUAUGCCAAGAUAUUCAAUUCGCAUGACGUUGAGGAAAAACACACGCUUCCUGAUGGUCAGGUUAUUAAAAUUGGAAGAGAAAAGUACACUGUGGGUGAGGCUCUAUUUCAGCCGUCAAUACUGGGUUUGGAGGCACAUGGCAUUGUCGAGCAGCUCGUACGAAGUGUUACACCUGUGUCAUCUGAGAAUCACAAACAGCUUUUGGAAAAUACUGUACUUUGUGGUGGCACUUCUUCUAUGGAUGGUUUCGAGGAUAGGUUUCAGAGAGAAGCUGGACUCUGCUCGUCAGCUAUUCGUCCCGCAUUAGUGAAGCCUCCAGAAUAUAUGCCAGAGAAUUUGACACUCUACUCAGCUUGGGUGGGCGGGGCCAUACUUGCCAAAGUUGUUUUCCCUCAGAACCAGCAUGUUACUAAAGCAGACUACGAUGAAACAGGACCUUCUAUUGUUCAUAGGAAAUGCUUCUAAAUCUUAUCGUCCGGUGUUUGAUAUGAAGAUUGAUCAUCAUUGUGUUUAUUUAGAUGGUUGUUUCCUAGAGAAGUGCAAGUACACAUGUCUCACCUCCCCAAGUUUCCUUGUGCUUGACCCCAGAGGAGCCUGGAAACUUGUGGGGUUUUAAGUUACUAUGGGGGAAUGGAUGCCAUCUAUUCGAAGUGAGAGCUUUGUUUCCCUUCUUUUAUUGCGAUACUGACAGUCGAUUUUCUUUCCAACUGACAUGAGCUUGGAAUAUCAGCCGAAUGAUAAAAUUAUGAUCCA